AUGUUCAAGGGGGAAGAAUGGCCGACCAAUCCAGACGAUUUCCUGGACUCGAUUUUCAAGCUGGAGGAUAAUCAAUUCAACCUGAUUGUCGAUGAUCUCGAUGCAAUUCCAUCGUCCUCCUCGGAUAGUGGACUUUCUAGUGCGUUGAGUUUGUCAUGUGAACAACAGCUGAGUCCAUUGUUACCGAUCGAAGAGGAUCAGGUGGAAAUUAGCAACUCUGAGAUGAGCAGUCCACAGAAUAUCAUGGACUUCGAUUCACUUGGUAGUCCUAAUCAAUCGAUGGCCAGCGUGGAUAGUCCUGUUAGAUCGGUGGUUAGCUCGAAUAUUGGUUCACCUGUUACGGAUGUUGCUGAAGAGAUGGAUGUGGAGCAGACACUCGUUGCUGUUGUGAACCCGAAUAAUACCUUGGCUGAUGCUAAUGCGGCCAUUGUUGCGGAGCAACCGGUUGUCGAUUUGGAGAAAACGUUGAAACAGCAACAAAUUCACGUCGCUGCCCAAGAGACAAACACGAUAAACGUUCGUAACAUCACGUGCAAUGGGAAACGAAAUAUCAGACAAUUAAUACGUGUCACACCGAUGGGAUCUGGUAAUCCAAGGUCGAUACUAUUGCCGGUUAGCCUGAAAGAUAUGAAAGAGGUUCGAACCAUCAAGAUUAUCAAUGCGUCGCAGGCAAGAAAUUUGAAAGGGUUCAAAAUCAAUCAGGCUAAUAUCAUCAAUAAGCCAGUUCAGAUGACCAUCAAACAAGAGGAUUCCAGCAGCGAGAAGGGUUGCAACUCGAGCGACGAAGUCUCAGAAACAGAUUCUCCUUAUCCGAGAUUAAAAUUGAACGCUGAAGAGAAGCGUCUGCUUCAGAAAGAGGGAAUCACUCUACCCACUCAUUAUCCCCUGACGAAACACGAAGAACGUGAACUGAAAAGGAUCAGGCGUAAGAUUCGUAACAAAAUCUCUGCUCAGGAUUCGAGGAAGAGAAAAAAGGAGUACGUGGACGGAUUGGAGGAUCGUGUGAAGCAGUGCAAUGAAGAAAAUAUGACGUUACUGAAACGCAUCAAGGCCCUGCAGUCGCAGAAUCAGAGUUUAGCUGGACAGUUGAAGAGGCUGCAGGCUUUGUUGCAAAAGGGCAACAAAAGUGCACAGCCUGCUACUUGUCUGAUGGUCUUGUUACUUUCGUUGGCUCUCGUCGCUGUUCCCAAUCUACGACCACAUUCGAAUUCCAAUAAUGAACUGACACAGGAACAGGAACAGCCUGAGAAGAUGCCACCAUUGGCCGGUGGUUCACGAACGCUGCUCUAUACGAAACAACUGAUGGACGAGGAGCUGCAACAAUACAGCGAGGAAUUGCUGCAGGAGGUGGAGGGUCUCCUGGAUCACGAUUACAGCCCAGCGAUCCAACCGCCUCUCUACAAACGUCCUCGCAUGGACAUCGAACCGGCACCUAAAUGCGUCUCGUCUUCAGAUCACGUUGGAGGAACGCUCUGUGGAAGAGAGGAUAUAAUGAAACCGAGCAGAAAGUACAUCGAGCCACCGUUAGACGACGUUUGGCCACCACCGAAUCCUGGUGGGCAAAAAAACACCAAAGUGGUGGACAAGCUCGAAGCAUUGACCAACGAGCUGAAGAUCAACAUUUCAGAUGCAGAAGGCACGAGAACUGUGCUGUUAAAGGUGCCUCAAGAGCAAUAGAUCGGAUUAGAGGAGAGAACGUGCUGUAUUUUUCUAUUGUUCUUUCUUUCGUAACCCUUUACGAUCGAUGAGAGAACUGGGGAUCGUGAACAAUAUGAUUCAUGGUUUCUCUUUGAUUAAUGAGAGGAUUUAGAAAGGUAGCUGGAUACCUUAAUAUUAAUUAUAGGAGGCUAGAGAUGAAGUGGUAUUUUUAUUUACCACGAAUUAUUGUUGAACGUUCGAGAAUUAUUUAGAAAUAUUGCCCUGGUGCGAAGAUUGUAAAGGGUUGGAGUUUCGUUAAUCCAUUUACGGAUCGAUGGAAGAACUGAAGACUGUGAAGAAAAAGCAUCACAGUUUCUUUGAAUAGUAGAAGGACCUUAAUUUUGAUUGUGGGGGGCUAGAAACAAAAGUGGUAUUAUUAUUUACCACGAAUUAUUGUUGAAACUUCUAGAAUUAUUCAGAGAUAUCGUCCAUAGUUGUUUCAAGAUGAUAAUCUGUGUGUGGAGAUCGUAAAGGGUUAAAUGGUAGAUGGAAUGAACGCUAUAAGAACCAGCCAAGUGAAAAUGAACCAUCAGCAACUUUCCAGUAGUGCAGAAAACAAAAGAAAGUUAUAAUAAUCGGUAUCAAAAAUUCACUUUCUUUCCUUUUUGACUCGACUGGUUCUUCUAAUGUUAAAUAAGCUCCUCCAUGGAAGAAGCACAGGCGAUAAGGCGCGUAGAUUUUUAAUUAAUUUUCCUGCGUGAACAUUUCCUAGGGACUAAACGAGAUCCGUUAAGUAAAAGCUUCAUUCGUGAGUCCGUAGUUGUUAAGGGUCUAGUUUCUCGAUAGAUCAUGUGAGUUUCUUCGCACAUUCAUCCGUAAUUCAUCCACGCUAUUAUACUCAUCGAUCGAAUUUUUGGUCUUUUUCCUUCGCCGUUUUUUCGUCCAUAUACUAUCGAUCCUUUCUACGCAAUUUUCCAAGAGUUUUUAUCGAUCGAACGAUAUUUAAGAUUGAUCUAUUUAUAAGGAGAAUUUAUUACGAGAGUUUUACAGUUAUUAUUGAUGUUGCUGGUGAUGCAUGAUGUGAGUGUGUGAGUAAGUGAAGUGAGUGAGUGUGUAUGCAUGUAUGUACGUGUGCGAGAAAGAUUUGUAAAUAGUCACUAUAUAAAUUGUCGAAA
Messenger RNA from Habropoda laboriosa, 2813 nucleotides. Its product is annotated as cyclic AMP response element-binding protein A-like. Lineage: Eukaryota; Metazoa; Arthropoda; Insecta; Hymenoptera; Apidae. Bases 1 to 1677 code for a protein of 558 amino acids. Gene Ontology annotation, molecular function: DNA-binding transcription factor activity, RNA polymerase II-specific; RNA polymerase II cis-regulatory region sequence-specific DNA binding. Gene Ontology annotation, cellular component: nucleus. The transcript is spliced from 4 exons. The record is from RefSeq and is a predicted model, not a curated record. Gene Ontology annotation, biological process: regulation of transcription by RNA polymerase II.